Molecule: messenger RNA, 1758 nt
Organism: Papaver somniferum (opium poppy)
Lineage: Eukaryota; Viridiplantae; Streptophyta; Magnoliopsida; Ranunculales; Papaveraceae
Product: LEAF RUST 10 DISEASE-RESISTANCE LOCUS RECEPTOR-LIKE PROTEIN KINASE-like 1.3
Exons: 13
Coding region: 1-1758 (585 amino acids)
Biological process (GO): regulation of DNA-templated transcription; protein phosphorylation
Molecular function (GO): ATP binding; protein kinase activity
Source: RefSeq, a predicted model, not a curated record
AUGGACCUUUCGGCCACAGAACAAUUGCUUAAGAAGAUUCAAGAACUUGAAGCUAUAGAUGUUCAGCUGAAAGAAGAAAUGUCAAAAUUAGUCCUUUCUACAACCAGUUCUUCUUGUGUAGGAUUAGAUUCUGGAAAUAAGUUGGAUUACAAUGGCCAGGUGUCUCACUUAAAUUCGACUGAGCAAUCAAGAUUGGCCAAUCCUAGGGGAAAGCAUUAUUACAGGAACCGAGCGGCCGAACACCUUUAUGGUUAUUCUGCCUCAGAAGCGCAAGGUCGUAAUAUUCUCGGAUUUAUUGUUGAGGAGCGUGAUUUCAAUGAAGCAAGUGAAAUCGUUCGCAGAAAUUCCUCAGGAGAAAUCUGGACAGGGCAGUUUCCGCUCAGGAAUAAGCACGGAAGACGAUUUCAAAUCACAGCCACAAACACCCCAUUGUAUGAUGACAGUGGUACUUUUGUUGGAAUUAUUUGUUUAUCAUGUGAUUCGGAUCUUUUUAGAGAAGUUACCACACCAGUUUCAUUCGGAACAAAUACUUCGAAAAACGAUGCCUAUCCCAAACCUGGUUUUGCCUCUCAGCAACAUUCUGAAGUUUCUUCUAAAACUUCAACAUUGGCAUCACGAAUGACUAAAAAACUCUGGUCGAAAAUGAGAAUUCGUGAAAGCACCAUGAAAUGUGAGACUCAGGGUGGCAGCUGGUGUUUCUGUUGUCAAGGUUUUCCAGAAACUAUUAGCGCUGACCAUAGGCUGGUCGCAACAAAGGAAGUAUCUCUAGGAAACCCAUUUGGAGAUUCUGCUGAUGAUGAGGGUUCACAUAAGACUAGGAUCUACAAGAUGAUAACAUCUAGGGUGAUGGGGAUAUCAUGGCAGCCAUUGGAAAUCAUUGAACAACGUAAGAAUCGUGACCAACAAUACCAGGUAUUGGAAAGUAACCUGUUUGCUGCAAAUGAAGCCUCUGGCGGAAAUGAAACAUGCAUGUGCGGUGAUGGUACUAAUAGUAGUAGCAACCCUCGUCGUGAAUUAUAUAUGGAUGCACAUGCUUUCUGUUAUGAUAUCUCGUGGAAUACCUUGACAUUCGGUGCACAAUUAGGGAAAGGUUCUUGUGCAACUGUGUGUCAUGGUCAGUGGUAUGGCUCGGAUGUUGCAAUUAAGGUAUUACUUAUGAAGAGGCUCCGGCAUCCAAAUGUGCUACUCUUUAUGGGUGCAGCAACUUCACCUCACCAUCUGUGCAUUGUCACUGAGUUCCUUCCACGUGGGAGUUUGUUUCAGUUGUUUCGACGUCACACUCCUACCUUAAAUUGGAAGCGGCGUGUUCAGAUGGCUUUGGAUAUUGCACAAGGUAUGAAUCACCUUCAUCUAAACGAACCACCAAUCAUUCACCGUGAUUUGAAGUCAUCAAAUCUUUUGGUUGAUAGGAACUGGACUGUGAAGGUUGGUGAUUUUGGUCUCUCACGACUCAAACAUGCAACAUUUCUCACAACGAGGAAUGGGAAAGGAACGCCACAGUGGAUGGCUCCAGAGGUUAUUCGUAAUGAGCCCGCAGAUGAGAAGUCUGAUGUAUAUAGCUUCGGAGUCAUACUAUGGGAGCUUGCCACAUUACAAAUCCCUUGGGAUGGCCUAACCUCGAUGCAGGUAAUUGCAGCGGUAGGAUUCAUGGACAAACGAAAUGAGAUUCCAAAAGAAACUGACUCUCAAUGGGCAUCUUUAAUCAAAAGUUCCUGGCACAGUUUUAUUUCAGUAACCUGGCAUGUGACUGUUCUGUAA